AUGACCUUGAGGGUGGACCUGUGGGACAAUGAAGGGAAAACUGCGUAUGCCGAGUAUAAGGACUUCAGUCUGGGGAUUCCACAGUCGAAUUAUGAACUCCGUGUUGGGAGAUACUCAGGAACUGCAGGUGAUGCCAUCCGAGAUCCCAGUAGUGACCUCGUCUCCGGUCCCGAUCGUUAUGACGGCCAGAAUGGCUACGGCUUCAGCACAUCUGACAGAGACAACGACAGCUGCGGAUCGGACUGCACUGAGAUUAAGAGGCGCCUGCCAGAGUCACGCAGCGGAGUUUAUAUGAUCCAUCCUGCUGCAAGCAGAAUCCCCUUCAAGGUGUACUGUGAGAUGGGCGCCGAUGGCGGCUGGACGGUGAUUCAGAAACGCACUGGAGCUGCAGUUUCUUUUGAGCAAAACUGGGCUUCAUAUGAACACGGCUUUGGUCACCUGACGUGGGACCACUGGCUUGGUUUGAAUAAGAUUCGCUGGCUGACCCAGUCCAAGAGGAUGACCUUGAGGGUGGACCUGUGGGACCAUGAAAGGAAAACUGCGUAUGCCGAGUAUAAGGACUUCAAUCUGGGGAUUCCAGAGUCGCAUUAUGAAAUCCAUGUUGGGAGAUACUCAGGAACUGCAGGUGAUGCCAUCCGGGAUCCCAACCCUUAUGACGGCCAGAAUGGCUUAGGCUUCAGCACGUCCGACAGAGACAACGACAACUGUGACCUUUGCAUCUUCGAAUUUGACAUUGCUUUUCACAAAUGUACCGAUAUCUACGGCGGAGGGUGGUGGUUCAGCGGAUGUGGCUCCGCCAAUCUCAAUGGUCCUUACCCUCAUACUUCUAUGAAGAGGAGUCCCUACUGGAAAACCUGGAAGGGCUUUCACUUGCUCACGGCCACCAGAAUGAUGAUAAAAUCUGAGUGA
Salarias fasciatus (jewelled blenny) is the source of this 909-nucleotide messenger RNA. RefSeq names its product fibrinogen-like protein 1. Bases 1 to 909 code for a protein of 302 amino acids. The record is from RefSeq and is a predicted model, not a curated record. The transcript is spliced from 6 exons. Gene Ontology annotation, biological process: regulation of immune response; negative regulation of T cell activation. Lineage: Eukaryota; Metazoa; Chordata; Actinopteri; Blenniiformes; Blenniidae.